Colletotrichum fioriniae is the source of this 543-nucleotide messenger RNA. RefSeq lists its product as uncharacterized. The record is from RefSeq and is a predicted model, not a curated record. NCBI's taxonomy places the organism in Eukaryota, Fungi, Ascomycota, Sordariomycetes, Glomerellales, Glomerellaceae.
AUGUUCCCCAGCACGUUCUCAAUGGGAUUCAUCGGUAUCUGGUCAAUGUUGGAGCAAGUGGAUCCUCGUGUCGUUCGCAACGUACUCAGGAGCUCGGGAAUUGUAGUCAUCUACAAGUGUAUCAAACUACCAAGCCUUACAAGCUCGGAUUACACAUAUGACACCGUCGAGCUUGUAAUCUGGACAGUUGUGGAAGGCAGUAUAAUCAUCAUAGCUGCAUGCAUCCCUGUCCUGCAACCCCUCGGCGAACUACUAUUUGGCAAACGCAUCUUCUCGUCAGGCAACGGCAAAUACUUGUCUGGAAACUCCAAAUCGAGACUCAGUGGCAAGUUGGGGACGAACAAGGGACUUUUCCGAACUCCUGUCAAGAAGGCUUCUCAAGAGGGAUUCGACGCGGAUAGUUUCAACAGCAUUGCCAAGACGACCGUUGUUGGAAGAGGAAGUCAAGAGAGCAUCCUCGAGCAGCAUGAAUCUGAUGGGAAAAUUGUACGAACAGAUGCUUUCACCGUCACUAUCGAGAUGAGCAAGACAGAUAGGCGCUGA